AUGCAGAUAAUUCUGGGUUUUGCCGCUCUGGCCCUCGCGGCCGCAGAGGAAAGCUGGGAGAUGAUGCAGGAGCAAGUGAUUACCAGCCUACAGUCCGAGGACUCGGUGGAACGCUUCAUGGCGGCUUUGGAUGAAGGCGGGGGCGAUGAGGAGUUGGAAUUGGACUCCGCGGCCAGCUUGGCCCAGGACGCGGCGGAGUGGGGCGCUCCGACACAGAACUAUGGCCACCAAGGAAGUAGCUAUGGCAAUCCCUACGGCGGCGGCAGUCCGUAUGGUGGCAAUCCUUAUGGCGGCAAUCCCUACGGCAGCUAUGGCAAUCCCUACGGCAACAAUCCCUACAGCAACAACCCUUAUGGCGGCUUCAACGGGGUGCCCGGAGUGUGCAGCACCAAGAUUGCCGGCUCCUCGUGCAUGGUCUUCGGCUGCUCGAAGUCGCGUGGGCCGACGACCUGCAACACAGCGGACUACACCUGCUACUGCCAGGCCGGGCAUUGCGCCACCGGGAACGGCUGCAUCAAGAGCUGCGAGACCAAGAUCGAGAGCUCCUCCUGCAUGGUCUUCAACUGCGCGAGCUCCCGGGGCCCCACCACCUGCAACCGAAAGGACUACUCCUGCGAGUGCCAGCCCGGCUAUUGCGCCAGAGGAGGCACCUGCGUCGCGCGAUGA
This is a messenger RNA of Effrenium voratum, 666 nucleotides long. NCBI's taxonomy places the organism in Eukaryota, Dinophyceae, Suessiales, Symbiodiniaceae. The record is from the annotation of a GenBank genome assembly.